UAUUAAAUUUGGAAGAGAAAGUGAAAGUGUAAAUCGUGCAGGAAAUCCCCUGCUUGUUUUCAUGGUAGAAAAUAUUUACUCCUGCAUCCACAUUAGUUUUACCCGAAGCUUGUGUGUGACGAAGCUCUUUACUGAGUAACAGGUGCUGUCAAGAAGGAUCGGUCAUGAGCCAUUGUACGACCAAGCCAAAGGUGAUCUCGGUGCUCCAUGAGUGACAUCACAGCAUUUAGUAACUGCUAUUUCCAGUGUCCAGGUUGCCAUCAGGAAGUUGCCACGAGCUCGAAGGCACAGUGUGUUCCCUGCAAAUUGUGUUCCAAAGUCAAACGUCGUGUGUUUCGCUUCUGCUGGGAUUGUCAGCGAGAGUGGCCACAGAGCGCUUCAUCUAGCAGCAGCUGCACACUGCAGAACUGUGCUCUCCGGGCUGCUCUGCUCUCAGACACACGAAUCAGUGAUCACAACAGUUCGGCAUUUGGAUGUCCCUAUUUCAGGGCCUGUCCUAGAUGCAACGCUCUGCUCACACACAAUGGACAAGGCUGUCCCAACAUUGAAUGCCCCAAGUGCGGAACAGAAUUCUGCUUUCGUUGUCUUCGCCCAGAUUGCCUUGGCUUAGGAUUACGUUUCCUGAAUAUUUUAAGGGAUGUGCAGAGACUGACUGAUGCUAGACUAAAUUGCACGAUAGUGGGUAAUGCCCAGAGUCUGAUGAGAAUUCCUUAGCAGAAUCUGUCUGUAAGAGAUCAAAUCCGAAAUCAAUCUCCUGGAGUAGGGAUGAAUAAAGCUUUAUAAUAAUGUUAAGGUUACAGGUUAAUGUUAAGGAUAAGGCUCUGCUUUUAUGUAUAUAAAAAAUAUAUUUUACUCUUUCUUAAUGAAAAUAUACUCGUAAUGGUAAGUAAUGGUACUGAAUUCAUUUUUAGUAAUCAAACAUGAUUUCUGUGUACAAAGGUAAAUGUUUGGUAAAAAUCGUUGACAUGUAACCUGACGGAAUGAUUGAUGGAAUAAUCCAAUUGUUACUUUUAUGUAAAAGAUCAGAAAACUUUAAACAAGUAAGUACUAGAUUCAAUAAAGUAUAAGAGAAA
Molecule: messenger RNA, 1073 nt
Organism: Silurus meridionalis
Lineage: Eukaryota; Metazoa; Chordata; Actinopteri; Siluriformes; Siluridae
Product: E3 ubiquitin-protein ligase ARIH2-like
Exons: 3
Coding region: 208-714 (168 amino acids)
Molecular function (GO): zinc ion binding
Source: RefSeq, a predicted model, not a curated record